AUGACCAACCUAGCUCAGCUCGAGGCCUAUACCAGGGAGCUUUCAACCGCGAUCAAGAGACUCGCAACGCACUGCCAGAAUGCCAAAGUUGCCGUGGAUAGCAUGAGGGGGGGACCACCACAGCUGAUCCCUCCGGGAGCACCAGAAGAGGCACAUCGCGCACGGGAAUCCGCACUAGCGAGUAUCACCAAACUCCAGAUCAUGUUGGCUGGACCGACUGAUUUUCUGCAGCAAAUGGCCAGUCAGACCCAGCUGCUCGCCUGCGUGCAAUGGCUGGGGGAAUUUCAAGUCCCAGCCUGUGUCCCUCUGGACGGCAGCGCCUUGAUGAAAGAUGUAUCGGAUCUCAUAGGCGUCCCGGAGACCCAACUCUGUCGCAUCAUACGAAUGGCGACCACUGCUGGGUUUCUGCAGGAGCCUCAGCCGGGUUAUAUAGCCCACAGCGCGUUGUCGGCGUCGUUUGUUACGAAACCGUCCUACCUAGAUGCCGCGAUGUUCCUUGCGGGAACGGCGGUUCCGGCUGCUUUGGAAAUGGCAGCAGCUACCAAGCAGCGUUCUGGAUCUUCCGAGCGGGCGAAUGUCGUUUCCAAUAACUCUGCCUUCUCAAGUUCAGGCGAGACUCAACUGCCCCGGCUCCAGCUCCAAUUAAACCCAGCAUGCGCAUUAUCCUCCAGCAGAAACGGAACCGCAGCUUCAAAAUUCGAUAAGACGCAACACCCACGCUCGAACCCACGCAUUAAUGUACAAUACCGAGUCCCAGGAACCCCGCAACCCAUCCUAGACGCAGCGGUCUACAUAAUAAAUUUCCCCUUGCCGGCGCCGGGGGUGUCGUCGUCCACCUCACUUGCGACACAAAUCAAUGCCGAACUGAGAGCGCAUUUGAAUGCGCUUCGGAUGAGUCGUUCCGCCACGAUGGUGCUUACCGUCCCUUCGUUGUCGGAGCGUGGGACAGUGAGCACUGAAGCGGCGGUCCAGACGCGGAUAAGAGAUUUAUCGCUAAUGCAGUUGGCGAAUGAGCGGGAACUUGAGAUGUCCGAGUUAAUGAAUUUAUUGAACGGGGUGAGUGAUAGUGAGGGGAGGCUAGUACUGGUUAACAAGGUGAGGUCGGCGGGAAACAAUGGCGCGGUUGCUUUGGAGGUAAAGUAUCAGGCGUACACGGAUCGGUAG
Rasamsonia emersonii CBS 393.64 is the source of this 1164-nucleotide messenger RNA. RefSeq lists its product as uncharacterized. Gene Ontology annotation, molecular function: methyltransferase activity. The transcript has 3 exons. Lineage: Eukaryota; Fungi; Ascomycota; Eurotiomycetes; Eurotiales; Trichocomaceae. Bases 1 to 1164 code for a protein of 387 amino acids. The record is from RefSeq and is a predicted model, not a curated record.